GUCAUCGUACUUUUGGUUCUGAUGGUCCAUUGGAUGGGAAUAAGCAGUCACGCGGACAUCCAGUUCGUGGAAUACUUUGCUGGUGUAGGACGACUGGCGCAGGUUGCCGAAGGAGGAACCAUUGUACUUGAGAAUCCUAUGAAUAGCCUCAUCGCCCUCCAUGAUCGCUACGUUUGGAUGGUCAAGCUGCUGAGGAUGUAUACCUACAGCUACGCUGGUCACUUCGUUCGCCUACUGCCUGAUUUCUUCGAAGAUGAACCUGCAGAACGCUUGCCGGAG
Messenger RNA from Symbiodinium pilosum, 279 nucleotides. Lineage: Eukaryota; Dinophyceae; Suessiales; Symbiodiniaceae. The record is from the annotation of a GenBank genome assembly.